Molecule: messenger RNA, 969 nt
Organism: Papaver somniferum (opium poppy)
Lineage: Eukaryota; Viridiplantae; Streptophyta; Magnoliopsida; Ranunculales; Papaveraceae
Exons: 2
Coding region: 1-969 (322 amino acids)
Source: RefSeq, a predicted model, not a curated record
AUGGAUGUACUUCCAGAGAAAAAUAGAGACAACAAUGCUACAACAACACCUUCUGUCUCAAACCUGCGUUCUACAACGCGAAAUCAUGUAAUUCAUGCUGAGAGUUCAAGUGCCCAGAAUGUAGCACCGUCCUGCGCAGCUGAAAACGAUGUGAAUGAAAACUUACUGGCAAGUCUACCUUUAGAUCCAGGACUGCGAACUCCAAUAUUUGAUUAUGAUCCCAAUAUCAGAGACCGAGUUCGAAGAGCUUACCUACAAAGAGGUCCUUGUCAUCCAAAGAAGCACACUUAUCUAACAAGAAUAUCUGGCGGCAGGCCAAGAAAGUUCUGCGGCUCUUGGUUCAACGAGCACCCAAGUUGGUUGGAAUAUAACAUUUCGACAGAUGCGGUGUUUUGUCUUUGUUGCUAUUUGUUUAGAGCUGGUAGUGGUGAUUCCUUUGUGGGAAAAGGAUUUAGAGGUUGGAGGAAGAAAGAAAAGCUGCAACUACAUAUUAAAGAAGAAGAAAAACAUAAAUAUGUAGAAGAACUUUAUGUCGUAAUGAGUUACUUGGUGAAUGUGGUAGCUGGAUCAGCCAACCGUCAAGAUAUGCUUCGUGAGAAGCAAGCGGAGGCGGUCUUUGAGGCACUAUGUAGUGGUGAGAUAUUAACUGGGCGAGGCUUUAAUCAAGAAAGUACUCUUAAACGAGCUGGUGACACGCGUUGGGGUUCGCAUCACAAUACGAUAGUAAGCUUGAUUAAUAUAUUCUCAUCUGUUAUAACACUUUUGGAAGAUUUAGCAGUGGAUUCUGAUAAGAAAUUUGAAGCUAAGGUUCUCCUAGAUUCUUUGCAAAAUUUCAAUUUUAUUUUCAGCUUGCUCUUGAUGAAAAGGAAUCUGAGAAUUACAAAUGAUUUGUCAAAGGCAUUGCAGAGAAAAGAUCAAGACAUUGUCAAUGCCAUGAAAUUAGUUACAGUAUACAAGGAACGACUCUAG